UUUUCCUCCAUGUGGCCCCUGAGCUAAAAUGAGUUUGACACCCCUAAAAUAGAAGCAAACUUCAACUUCAAGCUUGAAGCUACAACCAUCACUGCACCAAACCCAUUAAUUGUUCUGUAUUUUUUCUCACCCUUGGCCAUGGUCUUCAUCUGGUUGUGACGGUCCGGGUGCCAGCCUACACAGCAUGGAAGGGACGGAACCACCAUGGAGAGAGAGGAAGCGGAGUGAAGGAUUUCAGACUGCAGAGGAAAACACCAUGGAGAUGGUGGGAUGGGUGAGGCACGUGUAUGCAAAUGAGCGCGGUAUACUGGGGAGCGUCAGGGUCUCCAUCUGAUUCUUGGACUGGAUCACAUGAGACGCCAGCGGCCAACCCAAACCUUUGCGAAUUCCUCCUCCUACACCCCCCACCCCACCUCCCACCUGCCCAUCUGGAAGUUAAUAAGAGGGAACCCACGCAGAGAUUCCCUCACAAGCUCACACUUGGACCCAGACAACACUCACGGCACACAAACGGAACCAUGCCUGUGCCAAAGAAAGCAGGAAGAAAAAACAGCGCUGCAGCUGAAGAGAAGCUGCCUCCCUACGAGUCCAACAUCCCGGAACCCACCACAAGGGCCGACUUCGUCAAACACUGGAUGCCCAUCUCCUUGGACGACAAAACCGCACAGAAACUGCUGUGGAUCUCAGAGGGCGGAGCUAAGGUUGCUCGCACCUCCGACGCCGUGUGUCCGUAUCCCAACAGGCCCGAGCGAUAUGAACACUCGCCACAGGUCCUGUGCAAGGAGGGUCUUCUGGGCUCCCGGGGCUACUGGGAGGUGGACUACGACGGCUGGGUGGUGAUCGGCGUGGUGGCGGAGAGUGCGCCCAGGAAGGACGGCCCCUGCGGCCUGGGGGAGAACGCCAGCUCCUGGGGGGUGGGCUGGUCCGGCUCCUGCUACCAGGUGUGGCACAACGGCGAGAACGUGGACAUCAACCUGCCCCCGAGCCCCACCAUGGCCGUCUACGUGGACCAGCCGGCCGGCAUCGUCAAGUUCCUGCUGGUGGAGGGCGAGGACGCCAAGGAGGUGCGGCUGGUCCACAAGUUCAAGAUUGGCCUGCAGGAGAAGCUUCACCCCGCCAUGUGGGUGGGCACAAACUCCUUCUGCCUCAUCAGGAAGAAGGAGCAGUGACUCCGCUCAGGCGUGGAAGUGGACAUUGAGAAGAGGCCACCUGUGGGGCGUUAACCUCCUCCUCAGUGCAAAUAUUCAAGUAACACCCACAAUCCUUGGUGCUGUAAACAUGGCCGUUUGUGCCCGCUCCAUUUUCUAAGACUUUUUCUGACUAGUGAAAAUCUCCCUAAACUUGUCUUUUUAUGGUAUUAACGUGUUUUUAUUCAUAACCUUGUCAAAAUCUCCCCAAAUUUGUCUCAAACAUUAAUUUAGUUUUGUUCACAUUUUAGUUAUGUUAUGAACAUGUUAUUCACUAUUAACCCUGCAACCUCAUAUUUGUGCUACAAACAUUUUUUUGUGUAUUAUUUUAUAGUUUUUGUUAUUAACGUGUUAUUAUCCAUAACCAGCCCCCCCUUACAUUGUCAAAAUCUCCCCUAACUUGUCUCAAACAUUUGUGCUCCAUUUUUAUGUCUAUUACAGUUUUAAUGUUAACAUUUUAGUUUUUAUGUUAUGAAUGUGUUAUUCACAAUUACCCUGAUGAUGUCAAAAUCUCUGUCUAUUGUUUUAUGUUAUUGUUUCAUAGUUUUCAUGUUAUUAACGUGUUAUUAACCAUAACCAGCCUCCCCUUACAUUGUCAAAAUCUCCCCACACUUGUCCUAAACGUUUGUGCUGCUA
Molecule: messenger RNA, 1823 nt
Organism: Entelurus aequoreus (snake pipefish)
Lineage: Eukaryota; Metazoa; Chordata; Actinopteri; Syngnathiformes; Syngnathidae
Exons: 6
Coding region: 288-1169 (293 amino acids)
Molecular function (GO): protein binding
Source: RefSeq, a predicted model, not a curated record